UGAUAAUUAACUAGUUUAUUAAUGUGACCAUGGUGUCUGUGAAGAGCAUAGCGUGUAAUCCACUGCUAAUCCCCAUAUCAUUGUUCACAUUAAGCUGUGUUUGGCUCUACUUUUUGGUCACAAUUGCCCCCAAACUGGACGACACUCACGGUCUGAAUCAAUUGAAACAACUCUCGAGUCUAUUACUGGCUUACAGUCAACUGAACUCCACAUAUGUUUUCGUGUUAUUCUGCUCGGCCUAUGUGUUCAAGCAGACGUUUGCCAUACCCGGAUCACUAUUCCUGAACCUAUUGGCCGGCGCUCUCUAUAACGUUUGGUUGGGUUUCCCGUUAUGUUGUCUUUUGACAGCAAUCGGCGCUUCCCUUUGUUACACAUUGUCCGCCGUUUCCGGAAAGGUUUAUAUCGUUAAGUAUUUUCCAACACGUAUUCAAUACUUGCGACACAAAGUCCAUGAGAAUCGCUCGCAACUCAUAUACGGCCUCCUCUUCCUCCGCCUCUUCCCGAUGAGUCCCAAUUGGUUUCUCAACAUCGCGUCGCCGAUCAUCGAUAUACCCAUUCAUCUGUUCUUCAUAUCCGUCUUCAUCGGUCUAAUGCCAUAUAAUUUCAUUUGCGUCCAAACGGGUUGUUUGAUCUCACAAUUGAAGUCAUUGGACGAAGUGCUCGACACGACCACUGUUUUGAAACUCAUUGCCAUCGCAAUGGUAGCACUUUUGCCGGGAUUUUUGUUUAGGAAAAAAGUUAAACUUAAUGACAAACAAAACACCAAUUAG
Molecule: messenger RNA, 770 nt
Organism: Oppiella nova
Lineage: Eukaryota; Metazoa; Arthropoda; Arachnida; Sarcoptiformes; Oppiidae
Source: the annotation of a GenBank genome assembly